Messenger RNA from Cylicocyclus nassatus, 2294 nucleotides. NCBI's taxonomy places the organism in Eukaryota, Metazoa, Nematoda, Chromadorea, Rhabditida, Strongylidae. The record is from the annotation of a GenBank genome assembly.
AUGGGUGACGAGACCUUGGAACUCAAAAGUGUUGCUGACGACGAGGAGCAUGAUGUCAAUAAUGAGCACAGAUUUAAUUUCGCCGAAGCAGCGAUGCUCAUCCAAGGAUCGGCGUUUGUGUUCGGGAGGAAAGUCGAUUACGUUCACUCUCAAGCUGUUCACUUUUUCGAAGCACUGCAGUCGCACAAAACUAAGAAGAAAAAGAAAGGAGGAGAUGAAGACGAAGGUUACGAGGAUGACAAUGGUGUACCAUUGGAUCCAUGUGAUCUUUUGGAUUACUCUAACACCAAAGUAUGUAAUGUGAAUACUCUGUACAAGGACUUCUGCAAGUCGAAAUACCAUGGAAAACCUCCAAAGAUCACUGUGAUGCCGAUGUCCUUGAUGCCACUAGCUGAUAAUGAAAAGAAUGGAGUGUUGAUCUACUCCACUGGUUACCGCAAAGAGAUCGUAGGGAAAAUGGAUGACUUCAAAAUGAACUCAGGAUUUCUGAAUAGCAGAGGAGUGCUGUUGCUGCAAUUAGCUUAUAACAAGAUCGUUGACGAUUUUGCCAGCGAAGCAUUCCUUCGGUUAUGGCAUCCUUACCUUUUUGCCAAAAAAGAGGAGCCGAAGAAUCCUCUGCAGUCACAAUCACCGAUUCCGGAUUCUGGUAGAGGAACUCCUAUGGAAGGCAUUGAAAGUGCGGCUGACCAUGGUCGAGGAUCGAGUCCUAUGGAAGUUGCUAGGCGGACUACAUCUAGCACCGCUAAUGAUUUGCAGUCAGCGAGGCCUAGCACUCGUUUGCUGCAAACGCCCAUUGCGGAAUCGCAAAAAAUGGAAGUUGACGGAGUGGACGACGAUGGAGGCGGUUGUUACGAUGACUUCGAUACUGCAGCGAGCAUGCAUCUUCCAGUUCCUGAUCAUGAAGCCCAACGACCUUCCCGAGCAGAGCAACGACGGGUUGAAAAGAAGCCAUGGGAAGAUGUUGACGACGAUGAAGAUGACCCCACUGAGAAGCUUGUGAUGGAUCCAUUUGUGAACUCUAAGUGGAAGACGAAACCUGUCGAUAAGAUUAAACGUUUUGUUAAAGGAACUACGAUAGCCUCAAGACUGGAAAAGGUGGAGAGGGCGACGAUGACGUUACAGAAGCAAACCAUGCAGACUAAUGAUUACGUUAGAGAGCAUUUCUAUAUGCGCAAAAAACACAAAGCCACCGAUAAAGUCGAUGAUUGGCAAUCAGAUGCUCUGUAUCGGUUUAUCAUUGCCGUUAUGAAGAGGAGGGCAGAGGCAAAGCGGGAACAGAAAGCGAGAGCUAAGCGCUUACCAGAAGCCGUCUAUGAUGAAGAAGAUGAUGUUGCCGAUGCAUGCGAUGACGAUGACAUUGAACAGGAGCUGGAGAACAAAGAAAAUAUCCCUCCGAAAGAGGUUGCCGGAGAGACAUGUACUGCAGAAACAGCAGGGAAGGGAACGGACAAUGUCACAAUGGCUGUACAAACUCAAAAAAGUGCUUAUGUAGAGCAACUCCACUUUGGAGAUAUUCAAGACGAUGACUUGCAGAACUCUAUAGAUAUUGACUCUCUUUAUGGAGGGUUUCAGCCAGGUGAGAGUCAAGGUGUAAAUGACGAACAUUCUCAUCAAACAAAGAAACAUAGACUUUUGGCUAUUCUUCGCGAGCACAUGUUGAAAUUCUGGUCUACUACCGAAGAGAUAACUUCUGAGUUGGUGACUCGCGUUCAGGAAUGGGAGGAUACUAUGAUGCCUAUACUUGAAGAGGAAGAAACCAGGAAAGAAUUUGACAUACAUGAGUACGGCAAUGAACUGUUGUCCAUGUUUAAAGAAGUCGGCGAAACGAAAACCAUGGAUGAGCUGAUGGAUGGCAGAAGACGUUACGAAAUCAGUCGAUACUUUCUUGCCUGCCUGAUGAUGGUUAACACUUACAAUGUUAAAGUCGACUACGAAGAAGGAUUGAAUGAGCAAGGGCAAAUGAAAAACAUCAUGAGGGUGACCUUACUCAAACGUGGGAGACACCACGAGGUCUUUGAUAAGGAAGGAGCUCUGUGAAGUUGCACGUCCAGGUGGAGUGCUUGUCGAACUGACAGUUCACUGGCUAUACUUUCACCAUUUUAAUGAGUCGUAUUAAAGCGUGUCUGUUUUAUUCUUUCGUUUAUAUUUCGUUAAUUUCGCAUGUCUAGAAUAAUCUGCUUAAUCAUGCUCAAGCUAUACACCUCAGCUUACACAUCAUUGUAAGCGGUUCCCUAGUGCUCUUAAGUACAUAUGCGUUGUUCAAGGAAUAUGAUCUUGUUAUUUGAUAAUUUAUG